AUGACUUCUCGCAGCAUUUUUUUGUUACUCAUUCUGCUUGUAACUCAAAGAGAAAGUAUUUUAGCGUUAUACAGUAAUGGGAAAACUGUAUCUGAUGUCGUUAUAUUCUACAAUGCUUCGAGUAGGUACAUGCGGAACAUUGUACAAAGGGCAGAAUCCUUGUUCCUUGCUAACAGACCGAGGAGCAAGAUUAGUCUUGAGCAGGAAGCUUCAGAGGUUUAUGUAAAUCCUUUGCCCAUUGACAGCAAUAAGAUAGCGCUCAGUCAAGUUGGUGCCAGCGGAGGAUCUCUCUCUCAGAUCUGGAAUAUCUCAUCGCAGACUCUGGGUGCCAUUUUUGUGGACGUCAACGUUGAUGCCCUUUAUACUUCGUCACUUUUGGAGGAAUUGGAUUUCCCGACCAUUGGGAUCUUUCAAAGCGAGGGACAACCGAGAACACAGGUACACAGUGGUAGCUAGCAGGUAGAAGAUUUUCUUAAAAUGCUAGGACAAUCUUUAAAUUAUCACUGAACAAAUCGAGGAUCUCAUUCAUUACGGUCCCUUAGAGACCACGAGAUAAAAAUUACAUCAAUCCUGAUUAAGAUUUUCUUCCGAACAGUUUAAAGUUCAUAUUUUCUUAGUGAAAAAAUCACCGGCUUUCUUUUAAUUUUUUUCUGUUUAUUUGGAGGAUCUAACCAAAAUGAAACCAAGGUUAGAGGCUUAAUUCCAAAAUAUUUAAUGUUGACCAAAGCGUCGCAUUUAGUUUUAUUUGUUUUUUUCGGGGGGUACAUAUAAUCAUACAACCGGAUUCACAAACCCGAAAAAACCAAUAAAUCACUUAAUCAUAUAUCGCUGUUUUUUUUUUCAAAGCUGGUAACAAUUACGAAAGCUUUUCCUUGACCUAAUUGUUGAUGGAUGGAAGUAACCGUAAUGCAAAUUAACGAAGAUUUAUAUACCACACGAUGAUUCCUUUUCCUCGCCCCUCAAUUAAAACCAGUUUUCUCAGAGAAUUUACCAAGGAAAGGCUGGCAUCUUUUGUUUCUAUUUCCGUUUCAUUUUUAUCGAUUUUUGGACGCAUUUUCUCUAAAAAAUUUUCGUGUUAAUUGUAAUGACUCAAAGAUAUGCAAAUCCACUUUAUUUAAAUCCAGCUGAUUUUUUAGACUCCUAACAGAUGAAUUAUUUCAUCAACUCAGAUUCUCUGACGAGUAUCUGAAGAAUUAUGGAAAAUUUUUUUUUUCUAAGUAUUUAAUGGCGUUCACAUCGGAUCAGUCGUCAUGAUGGAAUAACAGUAUCAAAAAUAUCUCACUAUUUGAAGCAGUCUCUUUAUUCCAUCAACACCUGUAAAUUUUAAUUAAAGGAGUUUUAAAAAAAACAGUAAGUUUUGUUCUGCCAGGUUUUCGAUUUGCAUUUGUUUUUCCCAUGUUAUUUUAAAUUUAUUCGAUAUUUUUCUUUAACCUUAAGUUACAGUGCUCUUUUCACAAAUAUGAUUCUUUCCGUUGUUACUAAUUAUCAUAAUUAGUACUGUCUCAUUAAAUUAAAUUAUUCAUACACUUUGGCUGAAAAACCUCCUAACCGAAAAAUAUAUUUUUAUUUUUCUUUUUUGCUUGGUCCUUAUCUUGUAAGACUGUUUAGAAUGCUCAUUAUUCACAAGCAAGCUUUUCAUGAUUUAUUUCCUCAGCCUUAAAGUUUCCUUUGCUAAUACAAAUGUAUGACUAUGUACAGUAUUAAAGAAAAUUAAAAAGAGAACUUUCUUUGACAGCUAAAGUGCUCAGAUAAAAAUUUCAGGAGAGUCUUAACAAGAAAAUUUAAAAUCCAUUUAGCCUUGUAACCGUUCGGCUCAUCAUAGGCCUUUCAUCCAAAUAUGAAUCAACUUCUCUAACAAACCAAAAAAAAGAUAAAAGUUGUUAUCAACAAACAGCUAAACCUUAUUACAAGUUGUCGAGGAUAAGAUGAUGCCUAGUGUGGGCCAGUUGCACAGAUGUAAAAUUUGUACCAUUUCCUAGAUUUUCAUUUCCGUGUGUUUAUUAGGAGAGUCCUGCCGACUUUACGAGAGUUGCUUUACCAUCGGUCAAGUAUUAUGCUCAGAUUAUUUGGGAGCUCAUGAAAAAGACAGAACGACGUAGUCUCUGCUUGGUGCUAUCCGUUGAUUCAGAUGGACAAGAACUUGCGGACUCAAUGACUCAAGUGGCAGAAAAGGAGAAAUGGUUUAUCAACAAGAUAUUUUGGCUUGUCGAGAAUAAUGUGCCGUCAAUUAAAAAUAUCUCAGCUUCUCUAUCAUUUCUUCAAAGCGACGUUGUAGUGGUACACAGCAGAAAUGAAGACAAUGGAGUUUUGCUUGGACUGCUGACGGAAAACAACACUUCGCACUCUUUAUGGGUUGUUACUGAUGUUACGAUGUUUGGGUUAUCAAAUGUUCACAUCCUUCCAGAUGGCUUGAUAAGAAUCAACGCUAGGAGUGAGAAUAUUGACUCUACUUUUUACUCAGACGCUAUUUACGAUGCUCUUCUCCUUUAUCAAGCUGCAUUGCAAAAAGCGCUUGGGAUGGACUUACAUCAGAUUACUGAAAAUGUUUGUUAUGAAUACAAUGGAGAUAUUGGGAGUCUAAUUUAUAGGUAAGUUGUUUCGCCGAAAAAAGGGGGAAAACUCCUCUACUUUAAUUUUACUAACUCGAGAAAUCUACACUUAUCCGGGAUAAGUGUAUAUUUCACGGAACUGAAAGCUACUGAUACAACAUCCAGUCAUGUGAUUUGUUCUUAAGUACAGUAAGAAAGAUGAUAAGUUUUGAGCUCGGUAAAGAAACAGAGGAAGUCACGUGCGUGGGACAAAGAAAAUUCUGAGUUCCCAUGAGGAAUUGAACCUCAGACUUUCGGAUUCCGCGCUCCGAUGCUCUACCACGGAGCCGCAGAGACUCUAUUGUGAGCAAGGCUCAUUACGAAGGUAAUGUAUGACACGCGUCCUGCAUACUGCUAGGAUCAAUGGCGUUAUGUUUGUAAACAGAGAAAGAAGGAUGGUAAGUCUUGAGCUCAGUAAAGAAAUGGAGAAAGAUUUUUUUGUCACACACACUCGUGACAAUACGAAAAACAUCUUUUUUAAUUUGUUCUUGUUUUCACGUGACUAUGUUCCCACCGAUAGAGGCGCUAUAAUUUUAGUUGGUAACAAAGAUCGUUGUGAAGUCAUGUGGCUGGGCAAUGGAGUAUUUGGUUUGAUGAAAUAGUUAUCUAGUGCUAGGUCUUUUCGUCCUAGUCAAUUCUCACACGGGUCUCCUUUGGCGAAUUAAAAAUGACAUAAGUAAAGUUACAAGGUUAAACUUAGUAUUCAGCAGCAGUUUUACGCCAAAACGUCCUUGGAGCUAAUUUAUUUCUUCUCACGUAUUGUUUUCUUUUUUAACAUGCAAGGAAUGUAAAAGAUUCAUACCUUGAAGGCUUAAGUUCUCUGUUCGUGGAACCUUCACUCCACAAGAAAUCAACGACAUCAUUUGAAAUAUGGAACCUUCGAGGUGAUAAAAAUGGUGCAAAAUGUUGGACCCUUGUUGGGCUGAGUACGCCGAGUGGUUUUGCGCUUGACACCGUAAGGGUCCCAAAUGGGAGCACUAUCACCCCACCUGCUGUGCCAAUGACACAUGUGGUGCGAGUUCCUGUGAAUGAGUACAGUCCUUGGGUCCAAAUUGAGGACUCUCGCAUAGAUGGCAGGGGGAGUUACUAUUGUAUCGGAAGAGGACAACUUUGUUACAAAUAUCACAACGGAAGCAGAAUAAAAAAGAGUACUCUUUGUUGCUCGGGUGUCUCCAUCGAUCUGCUUGUCAUGAUGCAGAACGAGUUGGGGUUUCAGAGCGAGAUCUACUUCACUCCAGAUGGUAACUACGGCGAUUUUGACGAGAACAAGGGUAUGUGGAAUGGAAUCGUUCAGGAGGUGGUAUCAGGACAAGCGGAUUUCGCCAUUGACAUAUCAGUAAAUUCCAUAAGAGCAAAGUACCUUGACUUCGCUCAACCUUUUGUCCACGUCGCUUUGAACAUUUUGGUUUUGAAGGAUUUGCGAGUAAAUGACGGUGAGGCUAACGAGGUUUCUUUGUUUAAUGAUGAAAAUAAAAUGUUCCAGGAUAAUUAAGGUGGUCAAACAUAUUAAUGAUAAUGAUAAUAAUGAUGAAAAAAUCACGAUCGUAAUCAUCAUCAUGGUAGAAACAAUCAACAAACUGUCUUUUCACUUCAAGCUUAACUGUCAUCAAAUUGGUUUUAAGGAAAACGACUCUUCUUACCUGAUCAUGGACUGACGUGAGAAUACCUGUAGAAAUUUAGACUCUACACAGCCCGUUAAAAAUUAGUUGAUAGGUCCAAUGAGCGGGGAAACGUCUGUCAAGAGGACUCGUUACUACCGAUGUCUUCCUCUGCCUACCAUUUUUGCCAUUAUCAAUUGAGUGAACACCAACAGGAUGGACCUUUAGAGUCAAUUUUUUUCGGACAAAUAAACAAAGAAAGAUAAUAAAACAAUUUUUAGAAAUCAAACUCAAAUAAUUUUGGUACUGCGUUCAUUCGUCAUCUAUCUAGAAUUAAUGACAGGUGUUAUGUAGCUUUUGUUACAAGAUUUGGAAACAUGAAAUCAAAACCGAGACAUUGCAUUGUUGAACCAAUAAAAAUCCUUGCAUCAUUCAGCUUAUUAUAUGAUCACCCAUACGUCAUAGGCAAGAACCAAUCAAAAUGCAUGUGUCAUUCAGCUUAUCAUAAAACCUGAUUUGUUGCAUAGAAAUUCAGUGGACUUCUUGGCUGGAGCCUUUUCAGUAUGAACUGUGGUUCUUCAUACUCGGAUUUAUCAACAUCAUUUUACUUGUAACUUGGUGGAUUGACCGGAAGAGUCCAUAUGGACAUUAUCGACAAGUUGAUAGCGGAGACGAUGGUUUCACAUUACUAGGUAUAUUAUUGUUGUUGUUUUCAUUUCUAGUUCCAACUUUAAACUUAUUAUUCUCCCUAAGCCUCCUUCGGUAUAGACUGUUCAGUAACAUCAACUGAUCUCAUUCCUUAGUUCUGAAAUUAUUUGUGUUUGUUUAUUUAAACUAAGUUGUUAUGUAUAUUUCCUAUGCUUUUUAAGUUAACAUUUGCCAUUACAUUUCUUUUCGUUUUGGGAAUAUUCCCUCUCAUCAAACGGUUAUUUUUUGGUCUCAUAUGCAUAUGCUUUGGAGGAAAUUUGUAUCUUACAACAAAGAACCACAGUGAUAUGGUAACGAAGCGCCUUUUAAAUUUCAUCCUUCAUUCAAAUUAUUUGAGAUGGAAUGGCCACUUCGCACAUAUGUGGAAAUAAAAAGUUUCGUAUUAGCUCUAAUAGUAGUCUACAAUGCUCUGAUCUUGAUGCCAGUGUAGCACCAUAUAUCAUCACACUUACUUCGUAUCAACAGACUCUAUGACAUACGUAUGGGGAGUUGCGUUCGGAAAAGACAUAGGUGCUGAAAAGACUCCCCAUAGCAGUAGUGCAAGAUGUGUCUCUACAUUCUUUGCAUUCUUUGCUUUAAUUGUCGUCAACACUUACUGCGCAAAUCUAAUGGCUUUUUUAGUCCAAGAGGAGUUUGUACUUCCUAUCAGCGGAAUACGGGACGAAAAGGUAAUUUUUUCCGAUCAAUAUCCAGUUCUAACAAAGACUGGCGAGCCUUUUGAUGCUAACUUUAACAUGAACUAAUAAAAAAUUAUGAUGCAAACUAAUUUCAAUAUCAAUAUUCACUAAUUCGACUUCAACUUCCCACAUAACUUCUCACUGUGUUUGGGUAAGGCAUUUUUCAGUAAGGUGUGUUUGGACGAUUUUAAUUGUGUCACGAUAGAAAUUUACCUGCUCUCCGAUAGUAACGCACUGUAACAUUGUUAUGAUCUCCCCUCAUUGCCAGUUAAUUGGCAUCAAAUUUUUAUGGUCACCUCUUUAUAACCUGUUGGGGACGGCGGACUGAUCCCUUCCCAAUCCCCCUGAGAACCAUGCGGUCUCACCAGAAUCCUCCCUUCCUAUGGGAUAGAUAAUCACUGUUCCCUUAAUACCUCUUUAUCGGGCCUGUGAAAAGGGAAAGGGUCACCGUGAAACCGUGACUUACAGCCUUUUCUAUAUCUGUCACUUGCUACAGAUUCGACAUCCGUCUCUCAUGCCGCCCAACGGUUUCAAGCUUGGAGUACAAGAAAAUUCCCAAGAAGAGAGCUAUUUUAAAUUUCACAGCGAGGACAUGUUUCGUGAAAUUUACCAAGUCAACUUACAAGUCAAUUUUGUGAGAAAUUUCGCAGAUGGCCUUGAAAAAUUAAAAAACAGGUAAGGCAAAUUAAAGAGAGACAAGAAGAAUUUAUGUUGGUAAACAAAUGAGAACUUUCUGUAUAGCCAUGAAUCUGGGCAUGCCUCAGCAGUGGUUUUCGACACACGACGUGCUUUUGAGGGUUGUUACUUGAAAGUCAACAGGUUUGGUAUAAUGCUGAAACUCGUGACGACAACAAAGCGAUCAAAGUGUGUAAUUAUGCGAACCGCACUCCACUGCGGUUCGUGCAUAUGUAUGAGCAUUGUUUUUCAUUGUCACAUGUCUCUCUCGGGAAAACUUGCUCUCAAGUACGCACGUGUAGAAUAAUUUACGCAUACGUAAUGAAUAACACACUUUGAUUGUGUUGAAGUCCUAAUGUAGUGGGUCGUGAUGUGUGAUCACACAGGUCAUAAUGUAAAUCUUGAAAGCCUAUUAAGCAUCACGAUUGCAAAAGGUCUUUAUGCACCUUUUUGGAAAUAUUUGAGUAUCGUGUAAUUUCAUGAAUUUUGAAGGAUUACAGUUCCUAGUUAAGGUUAAAAUAAGUUUUUACUGGAUAAAACGACUUUUAGUUUUAAGAUCACAAAAUGGGGGUACGCAGGGGCUGGGCAGCAAAUCCUGACAUGUCCACAACAUAGUCUCAAUGCAAUUUUUCUUCAAAAUGCGCAAGACUUGGCACAAAAGUGAAAGGGUAAAGGGCACUCACCAAACCUCAAUCUCGCGUUGAGUUAGCCGCUAGUGCUAGUAGGACGACGGUAGAUAAGUGAUGCACAAAUCUCUGACACAGCUCCUCAUGAAGGAAAAAAGGACGGAAAUGCAAACACAGGCACAAAGAAAACUAAAGGAAAAAACUAACCAAACAAAUCCGAAUUCAAUUAGUAUUAUUGAAAUUAGGGAAUUACCACCACAUUUUUAUUUCUAGGGUUUAUCCGUUUUAAAUUCUCAUUUUUCUUCUCACUUUUAAGGGAAAUCCACGGAUUGGUCGGAGAUCAUCUUUCAUUGAGCCAGGUCGCUAAUAACGACAUUGACUGUUCCUACAGUUUAGCUGGACCAAACUUUUUCAACUUUGGAUUGGGGAUAGCGCUGCCAAAGGCUUCACCAUGGCUACAAGAUAUCAAUCAAGCGGUGCUUAAACACCAAGAAAAUGGGGCAAUAGAAACCAUAGAACAGCGAUGGUUCAACAAAAAGACCUGCGAUUUAAAACCAUUCAAACAGCUUGAGAUAAUAAAUCUGAGCGGUUUGUUCAUGACAGUAGUUAUUGUUAUUGCCUUCUGUGUACUGGCGAUUUUCUUGGAGUUCGGCGUAGUCAUUGCCAUAAUGAAGUUUGGCGACCGUCUCGGUGCAAUAGGAAAGUUCAUGAAGAACUUUGUUUUGAAUGUGAAGGAAGGUGAAGAAGCACAUCUCAAAAUGCAAUAUUCGUUUAUAUUCAGACGCCAUCGAAAGGAAAGCUGGGAUAUUGCGGCUGCUAAUGCGAGAGUUGAGAGAAUCACAGGAGUGGAGCUUGGUUUUCAUAACAACGAAUACUGCUUCUCUCAAGAACAGCCGCUGGGUCACGUGAACUCUGACAUGAAUGGCAAUGGGCAUAUCACAACGAAUAGAGUUUCCCAAAUGAACACCCAUGCACACGUCAACGGGCACAUGAGCCAUAGCAGAACUAGAAAAUUGAAAGAAACUGAAAUGAUGACAAAACUAUAA
This is a messenger RNA of Pocillopora meandrina, 7918 nucleotides long. The record is from the annotation of a GenBank genome assembly. NCBI's taxonomy places the organism in Eukaryota, Metazoa, Cnidaria, Anthozoa, Scleractinia, Pocilloporidae.